AAGGAGGGCUGCAAUGGCGGAGGAGAGGGAGGCAGACACGGCAUCGACAGGCCCGACCGAUGCAUCGCUAGAUCUCGAUAAGUGGCUCAAGACGCUCGGCGUCAAGGAGCUCACCUACCAGAAGACCAUAGAGGCCCAUGAGGAGGAGAGAAGGACCUCGGGGAAGGAGCCUGUGCACAACGUAGAGGUGAGAAUUGCCAUUCCGCUGCAACUGAAUGGCGGAUGUCUUGUCUGCCUUUUUGCCGUCGCUUUUUGCAGUUGAUUGCGGAGGACGUCAAGCGCACUCGGCAGCACUAUGCCCUCUUCCAAGCACAGGAGACCAAAGUAGGAGUCGGCCGCGACCUGACUGACGUGUCCAUGGCAAACGACCAGCUGAUGCUCGUGGCCGUGUUUGUGUUCGUGUGUGUGGCAGGAUGAGCUGCAGGCGGUGUUGGCCCACUACUGUGCGCUGCGGCGGAAGGACAUACACUACUACAAGCAGGGUACACACCACCCCUCCAGCACACACGCGCCGGGGAGCCUGCCUUUUGUGUGUGUUGUGUUUUGUUGUGUUGGCCGUGCAGGUCUGCACGAGGUGUGUGCGCCUUUCCUGUUCCUGGCUCCCCGGCCCAGCCGCCCGCAGCUGCUGGGGUGCCUUGACAUGAUCAUCCGCAAUAUGGGCGCCAGGAUCUUCCACGAGGCCGAGAUGAGCCUAUCGUCAAGAGGGCCCGUGCUGCCUCUCCAACUCAUGUGUCAAGUCACCAGGUACUGUAUAGGUGGACGGAGGGAGGGAGGGGAGGAGAGGUCUUUGUCAUGGUUGUGUGGUGUGGUGUGUGUGUGGGCAGGCUGUUGCUUCAGUUUCACGAUCCCGAGUUGAGCAAGGCGCUGGACAACCAGGAGAUCAUGCCGGACCUCUACCUAGUCAAGUGAGCCACACACUCACACGGCAGCCAGCCACCCAGCCAGCCACCCACCUGGCCGGCCGCUCACGGACGGACCGACCUCCUGUGUUGUCUGUGUUGUCUGUGUUGUCUGUGUUGUGUGUGUUGUGUGCAGGUGGUAUACAUCCUUGUACACAUCAUGCUUCCGUGACGUGCAUCUGCUGCUCGCACUCUGGCGGGAGUGCCUCAAGCACCAAGUAUGCCACCAUAACAGACCGAAAACAACACACACACGUCCUCCCAUGUCUGUCUGUCUGUCUGUCUGUGUGGUUCCGUGUCAGCCGUCGUACACGAUGGUCUACUUCAUCGCAUUGGGGUGGCUGACGAUGCACCGGGAGCGGCUGCUGAGCCACCGGGGCAGCAGCGACAACCUCCACCACUUCCUCCUCAGGAGCUUCGACGCCGACUGUAGCCCACCCGCGGCACACGAGGAGGGCGGCAACGGACACGACGCGCAGACCAACGGACACGGUGACUGACGCAAGAAAAAAACGGCGCACUCGGUUGGAUGGUUAUGCAUAUCUGUCGUGUGUGUGUGCAUCAGAGUACCGUCCCUUCCCUUUGACUGCGCUUGUGAAGGAGGCCCUCAAGCUACGCGACGCCACGCCACUGACUUUUCUGACACUCCUGAGGGACGUGUCAGGACGGUGCGCGCACACACACUCACACACACACGAGAGAGAGAGAAUCGCACACACGUCGCUAGUUCUUUUCUUUUCUCCCAUUCCCUCAGGCCCGAUUUGCUGUCAAUUAGCAAGCCGUCUUCCCCGGCAUCCCCCGACCCCCAUCCGGCCUUCCCCGUCCCCUCCCCCAGCAGCUCCGCCAGAUCGGACACCACUCGGUCCGACGACCUGACCACCAGCAGCAACAGCAGCAAGACCAACCCAUGGGCGCUCCUCAACUCAUUCAACCCAUUCAAGAACGCCCUCGACAUGGCCAACGGCACAGAGGGGAUGCCGCGAGUGCUCAUCGAGGAGUCGCCUCUGUUCUGUCUGCACAUUGAGGCGCAGGACAUCAUGGCGAGCGUGGAGCCGUGCAGUAGUAGAAAGGGCGGCGAGGGUGGUGGGGGUGGUGCUGGUGGCGGUGGGGGUGGCGGUGGGGGUGCCCUAUUCGGCGGCAAGAAGGGCGGCGGGGCCGCCAAGAAGGCCGCAGCAGGCGGCGGCGGCGGUGCUGGUGCGGGCGGGGAAGCAGACGAGGCCGACGGCGGACUGAGGUGGAAGACGGCGAUAGUGGACACGCGGCCGCAGAGUGUGCGGCGGAUGGAUGGCAAGAUCCGGAAAUGGCCCGCAAACAUGAUAGUGUACGUCGUCGACCCAGAUAACAGACACGUGAGUAUCGGCCAGCACAACCCCCACUCCAUUGCCGUCUGGUCAUUCUUUCCUCUCUCUCUCUCUGUCUGUCUAUCUGUCUGUGUGCCUCAUCAAGCAGUCCGUGAGUCAGCUGAUCGCGGUCUGCCUGGGUCAGCAGCGCGCGCUCGGUCCCACCGACCGCCCCCUUUUCGUGAUAGCCAACCAGGACGGCAGAGUCAUCGACGAGUCCCACACAGACACAGACAACCAUGACACCUCCACGCCCCUCUCAUCACCCUCUCCACCACACGAGCACCCCGGACCCACACAGAGAGAGAGGGAGGGUGGCAGCCCACAGCCGCCGCACGGCAGAGGCCAGCAGCGUCGUGCGAAGCGGAGGCAGCUGCAUGUGGCCAACCCUCUGAUGGCGCUGGACAUGUCCAAGGAGCCGUUGAAGCGUCUGGUGGCCAUGAUGGUCAUACACGGGGUCAAAGGUGAGUGAGACCACGACAGAGGAGAGGCUCGGUCGAUACAGAGCGACCCAUGUACCCGUGUGUAUGCCUGGCUGGCUGAUCCUUCCUGUCUUCAGGCGUAGCAUUGCUCAAGGGCGGCAAGGCGGCAUUCGACAAGCUGCUGAUCGACUGCCGCUUCCGCCCACCUCCACCUCCACAGCCACCGGUGCCGCCACCAGUGCCGCCACCGAGGUCCACCAUGCCAAUCGCACCGCCACGAGGGCCCAUGCCGCUUCCCGCACACCAGAUGGUCCAGCACAUGACCCGCAACGAGGCGACGCGCAAGGGCGGCGCGGGCUUGAUGGAGCCUGCGCCCAUUGUGCCCCCUCUGGCAGCUGCUAGGAGGGAGGGCAGCCCGGCGUCGUGGCUGGUGGAGAACAUGCAGAGGGGCGUCCAGAGCUUCGCUUGGAGUGGGUGCAAAAGGCACAGAGAGAGAGGGAGAGAGGCCUUGUGAAGCUAGCUGUGUGUGCUGAUGCCUUCUGUAGCUAACUGUGUGUGUUGGCUGUCGUGUGUUCAGAUGAGACCUUCAAGCGGAGGCCCCUGGACCUUGCCAACCUCCCGAAGCCGCCUCUCGACCCCACCCAGGCAUCCACACCCACCACCACUGCCCCUCCACCGCAUGUCGCCGGCGCCCCCGCUUCACCCUCGCCGCCACUCGUGAACGGGUCUCUCGUCUUCACACCCAACGGCUUCGUCGACAUCCGCCACUCUGCGGACGGAUCGCCAUCCUCACGGCCAUCCCACCACGACUCGCCCGUGUCGUCACCAUCAUCUGGUCGGUCCGGCCAUCAGCAACAUCAGCAGCAACAGCAGCAGCAGUACCAACACCACCACCACCACCACCAGCAUCAGCAGCAGCAGCAGGGGUCGCCACAGAUGAUGCCGGGGCAGGGAGGUCCUGGAGCCGCAGACACCCUCAGGGUGCCCGUCCGGGCGUAUGGACAGCAGCCAUUCGGGCACUCGGCUUCCCCGCCACUCGUACAUCGCCAUCACUAUCCGCCCCCUAGACCGGUCCACGCGGCUGCAGAUGUCCGCUCGUUCGGAUCGCCUCUCUCAGCGCCCUCCAGCUUCGCGGAAGCUCCAGGCGACAAUCGCGUGCAUUUGCGUGUGCCGAGAGGGGUGCAGGGCGGUGGAGCGGUGAACGGGUGGCUGGGCCAGGCUGAGGGUCUCGGGCUGAGUCCCCGGAAGGUGCGGACGGGCGGGGGCGAGGUGCGGCUGGACCCACUCCUCCAGGCCGGCGGACUCAGUCCUCGCAAGGUAGAGAGAGUGAAGACAUAAUGCACUCACGAGGACACGAAUGCACUCGCAACCUGCCAUCUGUCUCCAUCUGUCUGUCUAUUUUGCUCAUCAGGCCAAGCCCCUGGCCCGCCCUCCCGUGUUGAUGCAGUUCCCCAUCCCUCCCCCCCAGCCCCCAUCGACCUACUGCCCCACAGCCGGCUCACCCACACACCGACCGCUGCACUUGACGCGGCCCGUGCCGGUGCGUCAGGGGGCCCCCUUUGCUGCGGCGGCCUUCAGGCCUCUGCCCAACAGCGGAUGGGACGCCAUGCGGCCCCAGGAGCCGCGCUAUCGCGAGGUGCGUGAGUUGCCCCCGCCACUGCCCCCGCCACCCAUGAAUAUCCACGCGAGGAGGCAGGAGGUGAGAGAGAGAAGGGCGGGACGGAGGGAGGGAGGCGUGGAUGGCGGCGUGUGCAACUGCUUGGGUGAGUGUGUGUGUGUAUCAGGUUGUGUAUGAGAAUUCGCCGCGACCCGCGCCGGUUGCCGCUUCUGCUGCCUUUGCUGGUGUUGCUGGUGUUGCUGCUGGUGCGGUGGCACCACAGCGGGCGAAUGGGGCGAGCAAGGAGGAUGACAUUUUCUACCGACCUGCCAACGGAACAGCGGAUCAUGAACAGCAGCACCACAACCACCACCAGGACCACCACCACCAGAACCACCAGCAGCUGCAGCAAGAGGACGAAGCACCAGAGAUCGCCAGGUCAGAACAGGCAAAUCAAACGGUGAACAACAGCCUUCGACCAUCCUCCGUCUGUCUGUGUAUCCCUUGCACACAGGGAGCCUUUACCCGUACCUGGCGAGGAGUCCAUCGCCACCGAGGCACCGCAGCCGCACCCACCGGCCUUCACGGACCCGCCUAAUCCACAGCACCCAUCACGCGUGGCUGUCGACGAGCCAUCCAGUGGCGAACAGGCAGCCAGCUGCAACGGCCAUCAGGAUGACGCUGAGGACGCUGCCGCUGCUGGUGGUGUUGACGGUGUCGCAGAGGAGGAUGGAGGUGAAGAUGAGUACUACGAGUACGAUGACGACCUGGUGCUGCCCGAUAGCCCGACGGGGAACCCGUUCGCCGCUGACGAGUGACGUGAUAGACGGAUGGAUGGAUGGCAGUAUGGGUGCAUGUGGGUGCAAUUGGUUGAAUGAUAGUGUGGCGGGAGGAGGAGGUGGGAGGAGUUGGAUUGUUGUCAAGCAAACAGCAAAUUCGUGGUUACUUUGUGAAUAGAAUGGAUGGAUGGCCUGUCUGCCUGCCUGUCUGUCUGUCUGUCUUGCCUGUAUCGGUGGCCCCUGGCGGACAUAUAUGGAUGAAUGCCUCUCUGUCUACAUUUAAACA
Molecule: messenger RNA, 5323 nt
Organism: Vitrella brassicaformis
Lineage: Eukaryota; Vitrellaceae
Source: the annotation of a GenBank genome assembly